AUGGAGGAUGCAGCGAAGGCCGCUGCGGACGGCGUGAUCGACUCGCUUCGACAACUCCUGAACGCCUUGGCGGUGUUGGUGCCGGGGAAGGUGGGGUUGGAAGUUGCCAAAGACGCCGUGGACGCCCGGUCGCUUCCGGCGCUCAGCAAGGCCCUGAAGCGGCUGUGGUUCGACAUCCCGCUGCAGCCGGCACAGGACUGGUGUGAGGAAAGGCAGUCGAUAUGGCUCGGCCAGCUUCUCCUGAUCGGCGCUGGCUCGCGCGAGGGGCUGCUGAACUUCUUCGCCGCGGCGCUGCUGAUGUGCAACUCACUCGUGUGCUUCGCCAAAGUGCUGUACCCUCACGUGGGGAUGGAUCCUGACGAGGCGUGGUGCGAGAGCCUGGCUGCUGUACAGACUGCGGUGGAGCGGGACUUUCAGCCGGAGCUCUCCCGCCUCCCGGCCGACCACCUGGGUGGCUCUAAGCGAGACGCGCUGGUCUCGACGAACCGCCUGCCGGCACUCUUCCGGCGGAUGUUCGACCUGGAGGGGCACAAGUUGACUCCGGCACAGAAGGGAGGGCUGGCGGUGGCCCUCGUCUUGCCGGGCACAGGCAUCCUCACCGCAGGUGGCAUUGGCACAGCCCUGCUUUUUCGUAAGGCACGCCAAGCGUCACGGCCUGAUGACCAGGAUCCGGUCGAGCGGCUGUUCCAGAGAUGUCAGGGAGAGGCGAGGGCUACCAUCCGACGGAAAGAGAAUCCUGUGGAGGUGACCUACCUCCCUGGCUCCUACGGCGGAGGGCCUGGCAAAGUAAAAGUCUGUGCACACGUGCGUGAGUCAUUGGUCCCCUUUGCCGCCAUGCCGCUGGGAAACCUCGGAAACGACGGAGUUUCUUCUGUGAUCGUGGAGCAAGGGGAGACAUGCCAGCUGCGCCCGAAGGGCGACUCCGACUCCCUGGUGCUAAGAGUCUUCCGCCCCUCGCUAAUCAACGAAGAGCUCGUGGCCGUGGAGAUCGCGCGUGGCGACAAGGUCGUGGUCGUACCAGGCCCGAACGGCACGGUGAAGUGCUACACCCGACACACGCGGCAGCCGCCCGCCAUGCAUCCGCCCUAG
Molecule: messenger RNA, 1089 nt
Organism: Symbiodinium natans
Lineage: Eukaryota; Dinophyceae; Suessiales; Symbiodiniaceae
Source: the annotation of a GenBank genome assembly